GUAAUUCGAAGUCAAGCAUUAGACAUUCGACUCGUUUUCUCUCUCUACAACUCCUCUCUCUCUCCGCUCCUCCCCAUCCGAGUGUGUAGUUUCUCGGGGUUUGCCGCGUUUCUCACUCCUCUUCUCCAUCCGACUGAAGUAUCUCGCUCAUCAACACCGAACCUCAGAUCCUCCAAGAUGGCAAUGGAAGUCACCCAAGUUCUUUUGAAUGCACAAUCGGUGGAUGGAACUGUACGGAAGCAUGCGGAAGAAAGUUUAAGACAGUAUCAGGAGCAAAAUCUCCCUGGUUUCCUGUUAUCUCUUUCUGGAGAGCUUGCUAAUAAUGAGAAGCCUGUAGAUAGUCGUAAAUUAGCAGGUUUGAUCCUUAAGAAUGCCUUAGAUGCCAAGGAACAACGUAGAAAGUUUGAGCUUGUUCAAAGAUGGUUGUCACUGGAUGCGGAAGUGAAGACCCAGAUAAAAACAUGCUUGCUUCAGACCCUCUCUUCUCCUGUGCCUGAUGCUCGGUCGACUGCAUCACAAGUCAUUGCAAAGGUAGCGGGUAUUGAGCUGCCGCAGAAACAGUGGCCUGAGCUGAUAGGAUCACUCUUGUCAAACAUUCACCAGCUUCCAGUUCAUGUCAAGCAAGCCACUUUAGAAACAUUGGGCUAUUUGUGUGAAGAAGUUUCUCCAGAUGUUGUAGAACAAGAUCACGUUAAUAAGAUACUUACAGCCGUGGUUCAGGGUAUGAAUGCAUCUGAAAGCAACAAUGAUGUUAGGCUUGCUGCUACCCGAGCAUUGUAUAAUGCUCUUGGCUUUGCUCAAACAAAUUUUAAUAAUGAUAUGGAGCGCGAUUACAUCAUGCGAGUUGUGUGUGAGGCGACUCUAUCACCAGAAGUGAAGAUCCGGCAGGCAGCUUUUGAGUGUUUGGUCUCUAUUUCUUCUACAUACUAUGAGAAAUUAGCUCCUUACAUGCAGGACAUUUUUAACAUCACUGCAAAGGCUGUAAGAGAAGAUGAGGAGCCUGUUGCUCUUCAAGCGAUUGAAUUCUGGAGCUCUAUCUGUGAUGAGGAAAUAGAUAUAUUAGAAGAUUAUGGGGGUGAUUUUACUGGGGACUCUGACAUUCCUUGCUUUUAUUUUAUCAAGCAAGCUCUCCCUGCGCUUGUUCCCAUGUUGUUGGAGACUCUUCUUAAGCAAGAAGAGGAUCAAGAUCAGGAUGAAGGGGCAUGGAAUUUGGCUAUGGCUGGUGGCACUUGCCUUGGUUUGGUUGCACGAACAGUUGGGGACGAUAUUGUCCCACUUGUUAUGCCAUUUAUUGAAGAGAACAUAACUAAACCUGAUUGGAGGCAAAGGGAGGCAGCCACAUAUGCCUUUGGUUCCAUCUUGGAGGGUCCUUCACCAGACAAGUUAACAUCAAUUGUUAAUGUUGCUCUGAACUUCAUGCUCACUGCCUUAACAAAGGACCCAAAUAACCAUGUGAAGGACACAACGGCAUGGACCCUCGGAAGAAUAUUUGAAUUUUUACAUGGUUCAACUAUGGAGACACCAAUAAUUACUCAGGCAAACUGCCAACAAAUAAUUACGGUUCUCCUCCAGAGCAUGAAGGAUGUUCCAAAUGUUGCUGAGAAGGCCUGUGGUGCUCUGUAUUUUCUUGCCCAAGGCUACGAGGAUUUGGGCUCACCAACUCCCCUAACUCCUUACUUCCAAGAGAUCGUUCAGUCACUUCUUACCGUUAGUCACAGAGAAGAUGCUGGGGAGUCUCGAUUAAGAACUGCUGCAUAUGAGACUUUGAAUGAAGUGGUGAGGUGUUCAACGGAUGAGACUACUCCCAUGGUGUUGCAAUUAGUUCCUGUCAUUAUGAUGGAGCUUCAUCAGACUCUCGAGACACAAAAGCUUUCAUCUGACGAGAGAGAGAAGCAGAUUGAAUUACAAGGCCUUCUUUGUGGGUGCUUACAGGUCAUCAUUCAGAAGCUUGGGUCAUCAGAGCCAACUAAGUAUGUCUUCAUGCAGUAUAUGGAUCAGAUUAUGGGUCUCUUCCUCAGGGUUUUUGCUUGCAGAAGUGCUACCGUGCAUGAGGAGGCAAUGCUUGCUAUUGGAGCCCUUGCCUAUGCAACUGGCCCAGACUUUGCAAAAUACAUGCCAGAGUUCUAUAAGUAUUUGGAAAUGGGUCUUCAGAAUUUUGAGGAGUACCAAGUCUGUGCUGUCACAGUUGGUGUCGUGGGGGAUUUAUGCAGGGCAUUGGAGGAUAAGAUUUUACCUUACUGUGAUGGGAUUAUGACACAGCUCCUUAAAGAUUUGUCAAGCAACCAGUUGCACCGAUCAGUGAAACCUCCUAUCUUUUCAUGCUUUGGUGAUAUAGCACUAGCAAUAGGAGAGCAUUUUGAGAAGUAUUUGAUGUAUGCUAUGCCUAUGCUUCAGAGUGCGGCAGAGUUAUCGACACAAACAACGGGUGCUGAUGAUGAAAUGACCGAGUACACCAACCUUUUGAGAAAUGGGAUAUUGGAGGCAUAUUCAGGGAUAUUUCAAGGCUUUAAGAACUCUCCUAAAACCCAGUUGUUGAUUCCUUACGCACCUCACAUCCUCCAGUUCCUGGAUAGCAUGUACAUGGAGAAAGACAUGGAUGAUGUUGUGAUGAAAACUGCCAUUGGGGUUCUUGGAGAUUUGGCAGAUACUCUGGGAAGUAAUGCAGGUUCUUUGAUUCAGCAAUCUCUGUCGAGCAAGGACUUCUUAAAUGAGUGCUUGUCCUCAGAUGACCAUUUUAUCAAGGAAUCUGCUGAAUGGGCCAAGUUGGCCAUUAGCCGUGCCAUCUCUGUUUGAGGCUGCCAUCACUUGGUAUAUAUUUUUCCUUUUAGAAGUCCCUGCAUGCAUAUGGGUGCGUCGAGUUGAGGUCUGGGUUGCAUUCACUGAGUCAGGUCAUCGCCAUUGUCCGACAACAGAAGUGAUUGAUUCUUCUAGUUGUCACUAACUCUUGCAUUAGCACCAUGGGGUUGGGUUAUUUCUUUUGUCACAGAGAAAGCGGCUACUGAUUGAUUAUCAAAAAUGGGUGAAGGACUUGCUUGAAAAACACAAUAACAGUGUCAUUGGUUAUGAUGGAGGAUUUGGGAUAAAGAGGAGAUGUCGCUGUGAUAUGCUGACUGGGCAUAACUUUGGCUGCUGGAUCAUGGGUUCUUCAUUGGUCCUUGUUUGAUGGCUGAUAUCUCAUUUUAUGAGAAAUGUACCCCAUACCUCCUGGUGGCGCCAUGUUCUCCAAGUGGGUUGAAGUGUCCAAAUGGAUAUCAACAAAGAGUUUGUUCGGGUGCCUCACAGUUUAAAACCGCCCCAGUGCUGUUUUCUUGCGUCUUUUAUGUUUUCAUUUUCCAUACCUUUUCACCAUCAUUUUAUUUUUUUUGGGUUAAUAUAUGUCCUGCAUUGUUUCAAGUGAUAGGUGUCUUGUCUAUUACAGCAGGGUUGCAUUUCAUUUCAUUACUUUUUCUGUAUACUCAUGGGUUUGGAAUUUACCCACAAUUGAGCAUAUUACAUCCUGCAUUUUUUUUUUUUUUUUGCCAGUUGUUAACAGAGCAGGUGUUCCAUAGGUCAAUGUUAAUACAACUCAUUCAUGAUUUAUGUGUGCUGCCUUUUUCUUGCUGUCAAGUAUAGGUUUUCUAUCAUGCUUUUGGAUUGUGUAAUUCAUAUUUUGGUUCUCUAUUUGUGGAGAUUUCUACAUUGAAAUGUAAUUUGUGAUGACAGUGAUAGACUGAGAAGACGAUAAAAAUCUCACUUCUUUUGAGGCA
This is a messenger RNA of Cornus florida, 3746 nucleotides long. Its product is annotated as importin subunit beta-1-like. Gene Ontology annotation, molecular function: nuclear import signal receptor activity; small GTPase binding. The coding region runs from base 178 to 2793 and encodes 871 amino acids. Lineage: Eukaryota; Viridiplantae; Streptophyta; Magnoliopsida; Cornales; Cornaceae. Gene Ontology annotation, cellular component: nucleus; cytoplasm. The record is from RefSeq and is a predicted model, not a curated record. Gene Ontology annotation, biological process: protein import into nucleus. The transcript has 3 exons.